This is a messenger RNA of Punctularia strigosozonata HHB-11173 SS5, 1856 nucleotides long. RefSeq lists its product as uncharacterized. Lineage: Eukaryota; Fungi; Basidiomycota; Agaricomycetes; Corticiales; Punctulariaceae. The record is from RefSeq and is a predicted model, not a curated record. The transcript is spliced from 3 exons. The coding region runs from base 1 to 1716 and encodes 571 amino acids.
AUGCACGCCCGGCUCUUGCUCCUCGUCAUCUGCCUCAUAGCUUCUCGUGCCUUCUCAUUCACCAACUUCGACCAAUGCUUCGAUGACAUCAAAAAAGACAACUCGACCAUGUCUGGAUGGCGGGACAACCACGGUCAUGCCGUCACGGACAUCAAUAAACUCACUGCGAUCUCGUACAAGCUCUGCGUUGAUAGGUGCGGCACCGGGAUCGAGGCAUUCAAGUGGACGGUCUUUUCUCAGCAGUUCAGCAACUGGGUCCUCCCCUGGCUCGCUCUCCUUUCGCAAAUCCCGUUUGGAGCGCGAAAUCGGUACGAUAACAUCAAAGGAGCCAUCUUGACUCUGGGCUCUCCCGCGCUGGCUACCUACUCGUUGACGCUCACUGUGCUCAACGGGUACUGGAUCGCCGAACGAUACCAGAGUGUUAAGCAUCGUCACAAACGCCACGCCGUCCGCGUCCUAAGCGGCCUCCAGCAGGUUGCCUUGCGAAUCUCCACAAACGCAAAUCUUCUGUCCUCCCUGGUACGACUUCCCGAAAACGACAAAUUCUGGCAGACGCUGGACGAGAAACUGGACGCGGAGGCCAGCACUUGGAAUGUCCCCGCCGCAGCGUCCAUCAUCUGGGUGCUCGUCGCGUACGCGUUCACGAUCAUCGCCUCGUUCGAAGAUAUCGAGGGCGGAUUCAACUCAUGGGGCCAAGCCGUCGGAUCAGCAUGGUGCUGGCUAGUGGCGGUCGUCACCGGCUGGCUGCUCAUCUCGCCGAAGUGCAAUCAGAAACGGGUGGAAAGCGCCAUAGUUCACGCAAACGAGCACGCCUUCGUUCACGACGAGAGUGGCGUCGUACGCCCACUGGCACCGCACGAGGAUCACGCUUUCGACGUCACCGCCUCGGACGACUCCCUCUUCACGGACGAGAAGGCCAGCCAACCCGUAUACAACUACGCCCGAUUCCUCCCGUGGACGGAAGCGGUCGAGCAGGUCCGAGAGGAGCUGAAUCGUGCCGUCCACGACAACUCCCCUCCUGCCAGUGCUCCCGCCUUCGAUAGCGUCGCGUUCCCUGUCCAUAACCAGGCCUGGCCACUGAGUGGGACAUGGAGAAAUCGUGUUGGUAGUGAGGCCCGUCUGCUCCUCUCUCCGUUUCCUUCCCGGAAGAAAUGGGGACCGGCGAUUUGGAAAAGGUUGGGCGUUGCGACAUUGGCAGCCGUGUGCUUGCAAUGGGCGACUACGGGCGCUGCCAUCAUCGUGCACUACUUCACCCCUGCAAUGGGAUGGGGAUGCAGGUCUCUCUCGUACCUGAUCUACGGCGGCCUGUCCACGGUGGUGCUAGGGUUACUCAUGCUGUCCAGUCUCUUGGCGCACUCGGCUUCUCCGUAUCCUGCCGCCGAUCCCCUCGGACGACCGCACAGCACGACCCAACAAGUCUGCGCCGUUUUCGCGGUCGGCCUCCGAAGAGUCGGCCAUUUCCUCGCGGCCGUGAAUGCGUUCGGAUUCAUCGUCGGCUGUAUCUUCCACUUCACCAACGUUUACGAUACAUGCUACUGCAACAGCACCGUGCCCGGUCUCGGCGCCGCCCGCGCCUUCUUCGUCUUCCACCUCACGCAUCAGGACAUAUCGGGCAUGACCGUCGCGUACGCGGUCGGCGUUAGUCUUUCCGUUGUCAGCGCUGUGGUCUUCAUCGGUUUCGUGUCCAUGUUCACGGACCCCCCGGCUCCGGAUUGAUCGGCGUCCUGUCGACAGCGCCAAUCCAGCGCAGGCAGCAUUUCGCAAUCGCGCGUCGGACCAGGUUCAGGGUGCAUCGCGCCCGCGCCUCGUGUAUGACAGCAUGGCGAUUACAGCGCAUUCCGCUCGACAUGGAACUC